UAUAUAUAUAUAUAUAUAUAUGUAAUGUAAUCUGUGUAUACUUGUAUAUAUAAUAUUAUCGGUCGUUACUUACUCCUAUGCUUACAUGAAAAUAUCAAGGCAAACACAAGUGUUUCGUUGUAUAAAUACCAAGUGCCCGUCACUCAUACGACAUGUUGUUCUCGCCCUUUGCAUGGCGCUGAGGCGUAUCUGUGCGUCACCUUUGUAGGUGUCGGUUAAUUUGUAAAUGAUUUUAAUAGCAUUUGCUAGUGCAACGUGUGCUACACCAAUACAAUAAAGUGCCAGCGUGCGUGUGCACUUACGACGCGUAUGACGGGAUGACGCGCUUUAUGACUUAGCGGAUAUGUUUUUUAAGAGUCUUGAAAUUGCUUGACGCAGUUCAAAUUGUUAAUUGGCUUUGAGUAACGUAGGCGUGCACUCCUUUGAAGCUGGAAAAGAAGAUAAACUACAACUGUCUCAGACAACCGAACGAUCUUGAAUAGAAUUGAGUGAUUGCGAUUGUGUCCAAGUGCCACUCAAGCAGCCGCAAACUAAUAGAAUCCCCAAAGCUGGAGAAAAGGGGAAAAAAAACGAAGGGAUUCAAGUGAGAUGACAUGAAUAACUCACAAAUGUGGCAACAUAUGCACCCAGUCUAAUAAAUCACUAACAAAAAAUAACAACAACAAAAAGUGUGAAAACAAAUUUGACUACGAAUGACAUUCCAAAGCGAUUGAGCGCAGCAGAGGAGGGCAAAGAGACGGCAAUAUAAACGUUUGUUAUAAAUGUUUUGCAGAUGUUACAACAAACAAAAUACCGCAAAGAAGAAGAACAACAACAAAAAAGCAGCUGAUGUCAUGAAACAGUUGAAAAAUGUGUUGGCAGACGGACAGAAGAGACAAGAGUAGUGAGAGCACAAGAAAUCGCAUAUUGAAGAUAACUAUUGAAAAGCAACAACAACAAAAAACAAGUUUAAUAAAGAAAAAAACAAGCUGCAGUUCUAUUAAUACCAUUUUUACAAAGUCUGCCGAAACAACAAAAAAGACUCGACACAAACGGAGAAGUGAGAAUGUUAAUUCGAGAGAGGGAGAGUGUUGACAUUUGAUAGUAACGUUUAGAAAACAAAAGAAGGCAAAGGGAAAGUGAGAUGGAGGAAGAAAGUAUGAUUGAACCGAAGAAAGGAAACGGGAGGACGCUCAUUCAGGGCACAGAGAAUGUUGAAACGUUGGAGAGAGCUGGUGUGGAGCAACUGCCUAGCGAUUUUGGUGGAAUACCUAAGCUACAGGGAAGUGCAGUAGCUGAAGGUAAAAGUCCAAAUGAACGCAUGUCCGAAGAAGCAAUAGAGGAAGUGGCAGAAGGAACAACUGAAAUAAUGACCCAACAGGACAAACUUGAAAAGCAGACGAAAGAACUAUGUAACGACGACGACAGUUCAACGCCACGUGUGCUCACGAAGGUGGAUAAAGCGGUUAGUACGAAUGAUACACUCGAAGACCUGCAACGAGCGCUUACCUACGAGGUUAUAUUCACCACACUGCUCGAGAAGAAAGUGAUGGCCAUCAAGCGAGAGUGUGAGGAGCGCAAGCGUGCUAAGCGCAUGAAACGUAAGUCCAUUGGACGCAUAUUUUUUAGUCGUAAACUUUUCGGUGGUUCGCGUAAGUUGCGCGGCGAUAGCGAACCCGAUGUUUUUAUGCGUGGUGAGUUCGGCGCAAUGAUGGCAUCACCUACCGGCUUACGUAGCAUAAAGACUGUAAAGAGAUCAAGCGGUAGUGGCGGAAGAAGUGAUGGCGAUGAAAUAGAGGUUUUCUCUAACUCAGCCUCAGCUUCGAACGGCAGUCAUCGCUCGCAGUUUGCACGUGCUACGCUAACGAAGGCGCAGAAGGUUAAAACGCAAUUGACUACUGCACACGGUGCUUCGGUAGGACAGCCGGCUGACGAUAGUGUCGCCAGCACGCUAAGCAAUUCUUCGGACAAGAAUGAUAUAAGCGGUGCUGGCGCUUCUGGUGGCCAAAGUAUGGUGAGGCGUAGCUUGUUAGUGCGCGCACAGACGCAUACACCAGCUGAAGUGAUGACAUCGAGCUCGGGCUCCGGUGACUCACGUGCUGCCACACACAGACGUUCCGUAUCUGUCAUUAACGGUAACGGCAAUAGUAAUGGAAAUGGUGGCACCGGUGGUUUACCCGUUUCACUGUUGGAGCGCACCUACGACACCACGUCAUUGGCGAGUGGUUACGAAAACGGCACUGGUGCACGUUUGCAUACGUCAACGAUGGCCGACGAUAGCUUGACAUCGUUACGCGAUAGCAUCGAAAGUUUAUCGUUCGGCAGUUCGCGUUGUACGGUAAGUUUUGGUGGCGCCGAAAUCAUACCAGACGAAACUGCCUCACUCAUUUAUGAACGUGCACGACUUGCCAAACGUUUGCGCAUACUAGAAGCUAAGUCGAUUAGUGCACAAUGCAGCCCCGUACUGCCACGACAUUUGAUCGCCACAAUACCGGCACCAGCGCCAGAGCCGAUGCCACUGCUGGCACAGACGACAGUUAGCAUUGACAAUGCCAUGCAGGCCGCUACAACUACGAAGCAUAUAAUAACGCCCACCACUGCCGUUCCUUAUACCGCGCCGCCCAGAGCUGGCGCCUACACCACCGUCGGUAGCGAAAUCACAACAGUACCCACCAGCAAUAAGAUUACACAAACCAAACAGCACAUCUUUCGCCACCAAGUGUCUUAUACGGACAGCACUUACGGCGGAGCGGGUGAAUUCGGCGACAUGUCCGCCUACUCACGUUACAUUUCGCGUCAGAAUACCUCGGAGGAGAGCGCCAAUUUGACCGUUAGUACAUUGUUGAAUCAAAGCGACUCGUUGUCGCUACACGCACCCAUCUGUUCGCCUACCACAACGGGCGAUAUCGGUGCUUCUGGUGGAGGUGUUGGUGCUUUCAUGCUGGGCGAUCGUUUCAAAUCGAAAAGCACAAGUCUGUUAGUAGUCGGCGGCAUGGGCCGCAAUCGUUUGCUGCCAACACCUCAAAUAGUGAACGCGCCUUUUGUGUCCGCAACGUCAGCUAAUGGCGGCAGCGCAGUGAGCGGGACAGUGCCGUGUAAUAUUAGUCAUAGUGAUCAAUUAGUAGAUAGUUUCAAUACAAAUAAAUUUACUUCGUCUGGCUUCGCCGCGCCAGUAGCGCCAUUUAACGCACAAAAUCAAUUGCCCUCGCACCACACUACGACUAACGGCACUGCGACUGCUACUACCAACACGUUUUCGCCAGCUACUAUGGUGUACCAGGCUACCAUGGCCGCCGGAGUUUCGGAAGGUACCACGACUGUUGUUGCGCUUAACGGUUCGCGCGUUCGCAAUGGCAAUGCCAAUGGAGUUAUUGUAGCCGGCACAGCGGUGCCUGCGGAUACGGCCAAGCUGAACCGCAUGACGUCUACAUCGACUGGUUCCAGUGUAGCGCCGACUGGCUGUUGCACUACAACGAAGUCUUCAUCGCGCGACCGCGAGAAGGACAAACAGCGCUACAAGCCCAGCUGGCCGUCAGGGCAGAGCGGCAGUGACGAUGAGUAUCGAAAGCGCAAACGAAAAUACAAACGUUACCACAGAUGUUCAGAUCCCGUUUUGGUAUAUCCAACACCAAGCGGAUUGCAACACUGCAUACUUAGUAUGCCGCCUAAUGAGCCACUCCAAUUUCAGUACAAUGAUGACUUCCCUUACGAUAUGCAAAUCCAAACGGAGUCCGAUAAAAAUGACGACCUUGAAGAAAUAGUUCCAAGCAGCCAUCGCCGACAUCGAAAACAUCGCCAUCAUCGCCACAAAAAGCGACAUCGACAUAAAAAACCAAAAAUCCUGGUGCAGGAUCUGGAAACGCGCGUUGUCAAGGUCGUCGAUCCCGAUGACCUGUCGCAGCGGGCGCGUUGCACAAUCAUUGUGACAGCGUGUCUGCUGCUGGUCAUGUGCCUCAUGUUGGUCGGCGUAACGUUACGCAUGGCGCCUCUCAUCGAUGACAUGGUACGCCAAGAGAGUGAACGCCUACUCAAAGAGUCGCUGGAUCGUGCGCGCUCCAACAAAAACGCAACAGACGCAGCGGCGCAUUUAGCAUUACAACAAAUUCCAUAACACAACGGCGAUUCAGCGGAGCGUAGUAGAAAAUUCGAGUUUCCACCACAAUUGUUGCGACACCAGCAACCGCCAUUGGAAGAGAUACAAGCGCAGGAGCAACAGCAGCUGCAAAAUGGUGGCGUAGUGCUCGGUUAUGCGAACGGUGGACUCGUGCACAUUUUGGCACGCUUCGCUGAAGAAAGGCCAAAACUCGACGACGACAACAACAACAACAAUGACGUAGAGAAGAGCAACAGUAGAGCUAUUGCGAAGAAUAACAUAAACAAUGCAGCAACAGCGGGGGAAACAAGAACAUUUACAGCAACACCCACAUCGCUGGCGGCGAGUAGCGCACAAGCGACCUACGAGGCGGUGGAGACACGAACCGUAAACGAUUUGCUAAUAACGAAGGCUGUAAGGAGACGCAGAGCUGCAUCAGUGGAAAAUGCAGCGUUAGAAAGUGGAGCAGACACUACAAAGCCGACCAACAUGCAUGCGCCACACACACUUGCCACACACCUUGCAACACAGCAAAAGCAGCAGGCGCAGCCAGAAGCGCCGCAGCAACAGGCGGCAUUGUCAGCACAACUGUCAAUUGCGAUGUUCGCACAAAUUUUGUAGCAUCACACACCGUUAGCGUACGCCAAUCUAUUGGCUGAGCAGCGAUUUUGGUGCGCGGCACCGUCGCUGCUUAUGCUACUGUCGCUUGCUUGGCGCAAAACAUUGAUCACGACACAUCAAUUAACGCGCCACCUCUGCUGCAAGGUGUGUCCAGCCACCACCAACAACAAUACCCACUGUUAUGCUUGCAACAUCGUUGCAGGCAUUCAAUCGCUAAAGCUGUAAAUGGUACAAAACUACAAAGUCAAAAGACCCUUGGACCUAAGUAAGUUUUCAGCACACAAAAUGGAAAUUUCCGCAUUUGCUUAGACCCUUCGACAGUCAAACUGCGCAUCCGGCGGCGAAAUUGUAAAAACUAUUAGAUUAGUGUUCGUGCACUGUUGUUAUUGUAUUGAUGGUUAGCGAAAAUUCCCGAUGUAAACGGGGUUUGCAUAUUAAAAAAAAAGAGUCUUUUAAAUAUAAGCUUUUUAAAAAGCGAACCAAAUUUUUGACAUUUCGCGGUGGUUGAGUGGUAGUUGUUCAAAAAGAUAGUUUUUAUUUUUGAAAAAUAUGAGUUUUGAGACAAAAAACGAAAUAAGUCGGUAAUUUCGUUUGUUUUGCUUAGAAAAAUAACCGUGUAGGAGCUGGAAAAAAGCUUUCCAACCUUUUUCGAAAACUAUUAAUUUUUACUUACAAUAUGAAUGAAAUCGGUAAUUUGAUUUUUUGCAUGAAAAUGAGGAACAGUAAAUCAAUUUCUCAACUUAACCAAGUGUGAAACAACAACUCGUUCGAUCUGAGCCGAGCACUAAGCUUAUUUCGCGCAUGAAAAAGCUUUUUACACAGAAAUAUUUAAAGCCGCACCACUUGUGUGAUAAGAGCAGGAAAAAAAUCUAAAAUGUGAGAUUAAGCUCGACAAAAUACAAUUACAUAAGGAGACAGCCUACACAUUAAUAAAAUAAAAGUUUCAACACAUAUAUUCUCAACUAUAAAAUUCGAAAAACACUCACUGAAACAGGUACAAUUUUGAAAAUAUCACUUCACUGGGAUUCGCAAAAAUUGUAGCGGUUAAAUUAUGCAGCCGCGCAACUGCUAUGAAAAUUUUUAUUUUUAAUAAUUGUGAUUUCUAAAUUAUUUUUUUGUUUAUAAUUCUCCAAAAACCAAAUCUCUUUGAUUACCGUACGCGUUUGUAAAUAUUGCAUCAUUAACUGUAUGUGUAUAUUUCUUGUGAAUAUCACUCUCCCAAAACAAUGGAAUGCCACCAAUCAAACACCUGCAACCUCCAACGAUUGCUACCCUCAACCGCCGCCUUAUGUCCCCGUAUGAGUACCUACCUGCAAUGAGAAGAUUGUGUUAUGAUAUUAGCAUUGUUAUUGUAAAUAGAUAUGAAAUAUAUAGUAUAAAUGAAUUAUAAAAUGCAAAUGUUUAAAGUUGCGCAUGGCGAUAUGCCUGAGAGCUAAUGCAAGCGGAUUGUUUUUUUCGGCCUAAACAAGCAAACUAUUGUUUACUUACUCACUUGUAUGAAAGUAGGUAAUAACUGAUUAUUAAAAAUUAUGCAACAAAAAUUAGUAUCCUAAGUAGCAGUUUAUCUGCCGAAAAUUUUGUGUAUAAUUAUGUAACGUAAAAUUUGUAAUAUGUAUAAAAAAAAAAACACAGGAAAAUCGAAUUUUUUAGGUGCUAAAAGUAGAUGAAAGCAGUAGUAUGAAAAUAUAAAAAAAAAUAUGUACUAAUAAAAGAUAAACUUAAGUUAAUAAAAAUUAAAAUAUACAAAAAAUAUUAAUUAAAAAAAAAAAAUUAUAAUUAAAACAAAUUAAUGCAAAUAAAAAUAAAUAAAUGAUGAAAACACAGGGAAUAUUCUACGUAAAUUUCAAUAAAAUACGUAUUACCUGUACUUUAAAUUAAAAAAAAACUAUAGUAAAUCGAUGAAAGUACUAAACAACCUAAUAGUAACAAAGUAACGAGUAUUAUUUGUAAUUGUGUAUUAAAUACGAUAUUCAAUAGUUGUAUUUAUGUAUGUAUGUAAGUAAUUGCAGUAAAACGUUUAUCAUUAACAAUAACUAGCGGUAACAUUGCAUAACGAACAAGAAACGUAACAAGCGCCUAGCAAAAUAUAAAAAAAUAUAAAUAUAUUAAUGUAUGUAUGUGUGUACAAACAUACGUAGAAUAAAAAUACAUAUAAUGGAGGCACUUUCAAGUAUGGACUACAGAUUUUUACACUUUCUUACACAGUGACAUCCAUUUUAAAUUCCAAUAUUCAAAUUCUCAUUAAAAUAUGCAAAUAAUAAAUUUGGAGCCGCAUAAAUAGACGCUGCUUGAUGCUCCUUACCUUUCACACAACCGAUGUGGCAUUGAAAUUAUUAUGCAUCAGAAAAAAACAAUUUUUCUUUAAAUUUCGUUAAAACGGAUGUUUUUCACGGUUAAUAUUCGGUUAAAUUUAAGAUUAAAUCACGUUUUAAAACUUUUUACACAGUCUUCACUUACACUAACGCUUAAUAAUUGUAAGAUGCAAAUUUUUCCAAGAAGCGAAUACUAAACGAACAAAAUAUAAGAUUUGCAUUUAAAGACACAAGCACUUUACUACUAUUAUUUAUAACACCAAAAACGACACACUUUUGAAGCAAACUCGCACAGAUUUUAUUAAACAAAUUAAAAAUUUGCUGUAACUGACGCCAAAAUACGAUCAAAAGGAAAUGAUUAAUAUCGCCAAAGUCAGCUGUUGGUUGCAGCAAAGCAUUUGUUGCACAGAAGCACUCUGUGAAAAUACCGUUAUACACAGGAAGUACCGAAAUAUCAAGCAAUUAAUUUAUAUAGGACAGUUAAAACUUGAAAGUGCAGGAUUUGAGGAAAAUGUUGAGACAAUUUUUUAACUUUAGCGUAAAAAAAUUAUUUACCACAAAAAAAUGUUGGUGUGUGUUUUUACUUGUAAGGUAGCUUAGGGGAAUUCCGUUAAUAUUAUUGUCGCAAAUACAUAAAAUUUGUAUGAUCCAAUGCAAAUAUGAAAAAAGUAACAUUUCAAGAACAUUAUUAUAUUAUCAGGGUGGCUUAUUAUAUUAUAAGUUUUUAUCUACGAUCUGACUUGUAUUAUUUACAUAAUUUUUGUUAUGUAGAAAAUUUUGUAAUAAAACAAAAAUAUGAAAUAUGAAUUUAAUUGCUCACAUAAUUUUUGAAUAUCUACAUGACAAAAUUUAUUUCAAUUUUUUAGUUAAAAUUGGAUUAUUUAUUUAUUUUGCAUUUAUUAAGAUUUAUAAAUAUGUACAGAUUGGUAUUUUCUAUGCAAAUAUUAUUUUAAGAAUAAAAGAUAUUUAUUUGAUUAUUUUUCAUUUAUUAAGAUUUAAAAAUACUUUGCAAAAAGAUAUUUUGAAAAUUAUUAUUUUUUACAUUUUCCAUAUUAUGAUUGAAAAUUAAAUCUGAUAUAAAAUAUUACUCCUUGCCACCACCCUGUUAUUUAACCUACAGCUUUUGGUUACGUUCACAUUAUUAUGCUUAAGCAUUUACACUGGCGGUUUCAAAUUAAAAAGUAUAAAGUAAAACAUUGGACUAUUCGGGCAAAAUUUUGCUGUUUAUUUUAAAGAAAAUGACAGGCGAGUUAAUAAAAUAUGCGUAGUGUUUUGUAAACUAUUAGAAUUAGUAAAAUAAACAAGCAUACAAAAAUCAAAGAAGAAAGUGUAGAGCAUAGAUACGCUGCAAGAGAAUUCGUAAUUGGCCAUGGCUUUAAACAUAUAUUACUGAAUUAUUUUAAUGAUAAUCGUAUUAUACAAACAAAGUAAUCGUAUUAUUCACUGCAAUAUUUGACAAUACUUUGUGUUAAUUUAGCUUUUUGUGCAAAAAUUUAUCACAUCGCUGCUACUGCUGAAAAUUAACAAAUAAGCUAACUAGCAUAGAUGAGCAGUUGGAAAUAUUUAACCAAUUGCGCUGCUUAUGCUAACGAUUUGGUCUGUGCGCUUACCUUAUGUUAACUUGUUUGCACAUGUGUUAAACAGCAUUAACUUAACUUUUAACACUUUAAUUAGCGGUAAUUUAACACUUUAAUUAACGAUAAUUUAAUUUUUUUGAGCACUUUAUUAAUGCACGCGUUGUUUCCGGCGGAACGAGCUUAAAAAAGAAACGGUGCUAGUCACGAAUGACUAUGCUGAAGUAUACGGCAACAGGUGGCUGCCAGAUUAUUGAUUUUCGUACAAAGUUUUUAAUAUAUUGUAUUAAAGCCUGCAUAUGUUGUAGUACCAAUUUAGGGUAUUAAUUUUGUAUUUAGUUUAAAGUAAUUAAAUGAAAUUAAAGUUUGUUGCUGCAUUUUUAAUAUUAAAUAUUAGUUUCUUAUGAGUAUUUUAGCCGCAUUUUGGCAAUAGCAUGGCUGCGGAUGUAGUUGUAGCUAAUAAAUAACGAAUAUUGUAUAAAAUUACGCAAAUUAGAAAAAUGUUUUUUGCAUGAGAUUGUGCCUGUCACUAAUAGCAGACUUACAAGAGAGAAAGUAUUAUUAUAAAAAAAAAUUUAAUUAAUAAAUAAAUUUAAAAAGCGUGACACAAACAGCGUGAGCACAAAUACAUGUUGUUAGUAUGAAAAAAAAAGUUAUUAAAAAAAUUUAUUUAAUAACAAAAAUUAGCAAAGAACGAUUUAAACAAAUUUAACAGUUAUUGAUUGCAUUAAGCGCGCAAAAUGAUUUGUUAUUAAAAAUGUGUAUGUAGUAACAAGUAUAAUGUGUCAGUUGGUCAAGUCAAGAAAUAAUACUUAAAUGAUUUUAUUAAGUGUUGAAUUAAAAGCUUUAAAUGAAUAAAAUUAAAAAAUAAAUUGAAAUUAAUAAAAAUUGGAAAUGCAAUUUUUUUUUCCAAAUUAAAAAAAUACUAUUACCUUGUACUUGAAGUGAUAGUUUUUGGCGCAGUAGCAUAUUAAUUACAAGUGUUUAAUAAAUCAUAAAACAAACAAGAAAAUUAAAUAUUAACAAAAAGCUACAAAGAAGUCUAUGAGACGAGAGACUUAACUGAUUUGUCAAUCUUUUGCUCAAUUAAGUAUGAAGCUGUGUUCGCAUCAACUAGUACAUACAACAGUAGGUAAAUGAGCGAAUCGCUGUAAAUAGCAAACAAACGAAUGUUAUUGAAAAUAGUAGUGUAGUAGUGUUUACAAAAAAGACACGAGAAAAGUUUAUAAAAAAAUGCUAAAGAAACAGGCAAAAUUAACUGUAUGUGUUAAACAGAGCUGAAGACACACACAAUUUUUUGAAAAUGACAGAAUUCUGCUGAUAAAAUAUAUUGUUAAAUAAACUAACAAACAAAAAUGUUAAAUGAAACGAAAAAUUACAAAAAAAAAAGUAUAUAAAAAAUUACAGCAGAACAAUAGAUAAGUAGUGAGGACGCUGAGCUUUUAUGCAAAAAGUAACGGUCACUGAUGUGUAAAAUGUCAAAUAAACUGAAACAAGGAAAUCUCUAAAUUAGCAUUAAUUAUUACGUAAUUAUUAUUAACUAUUGUAAUAACAGUACAUUGAUUAGCCAAUUUAAAAACAAAAACCAAAAAAAAAACCAGAAU
Molecule: messenger RNA, 10183 nt
Organism: Bactrocera oleae (olive fruit fly)
Lineage: Eukaryota; Metazoa; Arthropoda; Insecta; Diptera; Tephritidae
Product: mucin-22
Source: RefSeq, a predicted model, not a curated record